Messenger RNA from Microplitis demolitor, 1747 nucleotides. Its product is annotated as homeobox protein aristaless. Gene Ontology annotation, biological process: regulation of transcription by RNA polymerase II. Gene Ontology annotation, molecular function: DNA-binding transcription factor activity, RNA polymerase II-specific; RNA polymerase II transcription regulatory region sequence-specific DNA binding. The transcript has 4 exons. Bases 342 to 1742 code for a protein of 466 amino acids. NCBI's taxonomy places the organism in Eukaryota, Metazoa, Arthropoda, Insecta, Hymenoptera, Braconidae. The record is from RefSeq and is a predicted model, not a curated record.
ACAUCAAUCUAUUUGUUUUUUUAUCAGUUUAUAUAUAUGUUCCACAUGACCACCCUGAGUGUGUUUACAUGGAAUUGAUUCGUCGCUUGCUGCGGUACGAACAAAGAGCGGCAGCAGCGGACUGCAAAGGUUAUGUUAAAUGAAUUAGACAUAGGAAUUUAAGCUAGAAUGAAUUGCUCAGAGAUUUCAUUAUUAUAGGUAUAUUAUUAUUGUUGUGUUGUUCGUCAUCUUGAUUCGUUGUCAUAAAAACAAGAGAAAAACAAAAAAAAAAAAAACAUGUGCAAGAUAAGUGUGUGUUAUUCUGAGAACAACGAAUACGACGAUUGUGGUCACAUGACAAAAUGAUGAAGCAAACAUCUCUAAGAAUCAAAAUGAAAAAACAAGGAGAAUGUGACUUGCCUGGGACUAGGCACCUGUGCACAUUACUACAUCUGGAUAUUCUGGAUACCCAAAAUGUUAUUAACGGCCGUAAAGAUAACGUAGAAAAGAGACAUGAUUAUAUCUCGCAGGAAUGUUUUUUAAAGAAUGCCAAUGAUCCUAGCAGUAAAAAUCAAUACUCUCCAAAUCAAACUUUAUCGACUCCGUUGCCAUCACUACCAUCAGUACCACAGUCAUUAUCACCGUGUAAAAUACUUGAGUUAGACAAAUUAAAGCAACCUCAAAAAUUUGGUGGAAAUCAAAUGGGAAUUUUAACCUCGGAUGAAAAUCGAAUGGAAGAUGAGGACAUUGAUCAACCCCAAACUGGUUCAUCUGGUACAACUGCUGUUAUUACUGCUGCAACUGUUACGACUGCAACUACUGCUGCUACUACGACUGUUGGUACAGCACCACCUACAAGCCCAGAAAGUGAUGCAGAAAUUGAUGACUUUACACCUAAAAGAAAACAAAGAAGAUAUAGAACUACUUUUACAAGUUUUCAACUUGAAGAACUGGAGAAGGCAUUUUCCAGGACUCACUAUCCCGAUGUCUUCACUAGAGAGGAACUUGCUAUCAAAAUUGGUCUUACAGAAGCUCGUAUUCAAGUUUGGUUUCAAAAUCGUCGAGCAAAGUGGCGAAAACAGGAAAAAGUAGGUCCACAAGGGCAUCCAUAUAACCCUUAUUUAAGUGGUACUGCGACACAAUCAUCGUCUACUGUUGUUACUCCAACGCUUCCACAUCCAUUUGCCCAUUUAGGAACAUUCGCUUUGCGUAAACCUUUUGAGACAUUUCGUUACACGCCUUUGGGACAUGGGCCUGUUCUUAAUCCUAGUUAUGGAGUAAGCAGUGCUAGCGGUAGCAAUCAUUCUUAUCAUCGUACACCUCCACCUUUGAUAUCACCACAAAGUAUGCCAGGACUAUCUUAUACAGCGACGGCUGCAUCAUUUCAAACUCUUUUAGCAAAUAUUUCUGCUGCACAACAACCAAAAAUUUCAUUACAUAGAUCAUCUUCGCCACCAACAACUACAACAUCAUCAUCAAUUAUAUGUGGUUCAUCUCCAGCUGCUUCAACAUCACCUGCAUUAUCAAUAGUACCUUCAGCAUCAGCUAUGACAUUGCCAACUCCUCAAUCUUCAACAACGGUACCUAAUUCUAAUACAGAAACUAGAUCAUCAACCGAAUCAUUAUUAUCUACUGAAACUAUCAAAAAUUUACCAGCGGAUAUUGAUAGACGAACAAAUAGUAUUGCAUCUCUGAGACUUAAAGCCCGAGAAUUUGAAUUACAUUUAGAAAUGUUGAGAAAAAAUGGUGAUUUAAUUAGCUGAAAAAA